Messenger RNA from Alternaria rosae, 2121 nucleotides. RefSeq lists its product as uncharacterized. Bases 1 to 2121 code for a protein of 706 amino acids. The record is from RefSeq and is a predicted model, not a curated record. Lineage: Eukaryota; Fungi; Ascomycota; Dothideomycetes; Pleosporales; Pleosporaceae. The transcript has 7 exons.
AUGGUUCGCAGUCGGCCGAAUGCGCGGUCGACGUCCAUCACAACGUCAGAUGACGAUCCGGACUACCAAACCGAUUGCACAAGUGUCGAGGGGGAUGACAGAAACGAGACACAAUUACAGCAAGACAAGCGCAGCGACAAUGGAAUGUCUCCGACUAAGUCUGUCCGAUCAGCAGAGUACUAUAUGGCGCUUGCGCACGAGGUCAACAACGCGGACCCCGAGGACUUCCGUGUAAAGAGCACGAAGGAUCAACAGAAUAAUGUCAAGGAGCAAUGGAUAGCAUAUUGUGUCUGUCUAUCGGAAGCAAUACAAGCGCCUAAGAAAAUAGACCCACAAGAACUAAUGGAUUCCAUAACGAUUGGCGAUAUCGACUCGUUUUUUGAAUGGAGACUGAACCAAGACAAAGGAAAGGAAGGCCGGAGGCUCCCUGGAAUCAAGACAGCAUCCUCCUUGGAUACGUUCCGGAAACAGUUCCUCGGGGUAUACAGAGAUUAUACAGAGAAGGAUAUGGAUAGAAAGUUAAUGAAAACGACGCUUAACGUGGGAAGAAGUAAGGCUAUAAAGUAUCGCUUAAGCUACAACCAGAGAGAGAAACCUACCAUAGGCAUAGAGGACGUGCUUAAGAUCACGGAAACAACGCUAAAAACUGUCAAGAAAAUGUUCCAGGUGGGAAGAUACCGCAUACAGGUAUACUUCUUCUUGCAAGGGGGCUUUAUCACUGCGAAUCGACCAGCUACUCUACUUCAGUUGCGCUACAGAGACAUCAAGGUUGUCAUAGAAAGAGAUCCAGACAGCGGUCCAAACAGAAUCGUGUUGCGAUGGACAUACGCAUUCACAAAAACGUACCUAGGGCCCAAACCAGACAAAAACGUUUUUCCAAUCCCAGAGAUCAUAUUCGAUCCAUCUCUAAUCCUGAGCCCUCACGUCUUCUUGCUAGGCUUGAUGUUUGCCAAUAAAGUCUUCAAGAAUGAUAAGCUCACCCCAGAGAACUUAUUCACACUCAAGCCGCGAGAUAGGUGCAACAUACUCAAAGUUUUUCGUCGACACGAGCGAACAGGAACAAAACAUAGAAUAAGUAACGAACCACUGCCUUACGCCACUGUCAAACAGUGGAUGCAGGAUGUCGGUGAAAUUACAGGGUUCAAAGGCGUAGCCAAACCGUACAAUCUACAAUAUAGAGCAGCCAAUGCCUUCAACAAGGACAGUCGCAUUAGUAAUGCCUUGCGGAACAUGAUCAUAAAACAUGCCAACACAGGUGUCUUUUUAAAACAUUACUUAUCGACAACAAUCACCGUAGAUACACAAGCUGUUGUACAAGGCUCAGCGCCUCAAGAUAAGAUAAUGCAAGCGCAAAGCAGUAUGAGCCGAUACAUCGAUCUGGAAAGACCUCGUGUUCUUACGAAGGAGCAAAAACGAUCUGUCGCAAAGACACCGCUCAUAAGAGAAAUGCAGAAGAAGCAAAACGCAUUCGACAAGGGCUCAAAAGGAUACAAAGACCUGCAGAGAAAGAUUCAGAACGAAAAGAAGUACCUGAGGUACCACCUCAGGAAACGGAUCAGGGAAGAAUGGGACAGCGAGCGGGCAGAGAAGGAUAUACGGCUGCAAAUCUCCGGUGCUAUAAUCGAGGAAAAGAUCAAAACCGAUCCAAGGUGCUUGUCUGAACGAUCGAAACCGCAUGUGAAGUUGAUUGACUCAAUCUUCUCGUUACCUGGAAGAUCUAUCGAAGAAGAAAAUGAUCGUCGAAGUAACGCCAUCAGAGCAGUUUGGAAUUACUGCGAAGUUGAGGAAGGCAGCACGCCAAAAGACCAUGAAGUAGACUUGCGUGCCAACCAUAGGUCUCGAAAUGCUGUUGACAUAGAUGUACUAGCUCUCGCAUCGGCGAUAAGAGAGGUCUUCGGGAAAUACAGAACAACGAUAUGUUUCAUAUGUUUAGGCAAUGGGAAUCUGCCCGUAAAAGAACGUGUGCAUGCGUAUUCGUCGCCGGGUAAUCUGACCAAACACUUUCAGACUCAUGUGAAGAAGUUCAAUGCAGAAACAGAUGAGGCUGAGCAAUUGAAGAACACUGUCAAGGUCCUUCCUAUGUCAUGUAUUCCAAUCUAUUCCGUAGCGCAAUAUUCAUAG